AUGGCGUGCGUUAUCAAGGUCCCCUGCUCGUCCGCCAACAUUGGCCCCGGUUUCGACGUCAUCGGCCUCGCCCUCUCCGUCUACCUCGAGUUGCACGUCAAGCCCGACCCUUCCGCCGAGCAGCUCAAUUCGCUCGCCUGCCGCAUCACAUAUGAAGGUGAGGGCGCGGACGAAAUCGAUCUCGACCCCGAUGUCAACCUCGUCACCCGCGUCGCCCUCUAUGUCCUCAAGUGCCAUGGCCAGCGAAAGUUCCCCGGCACCCACGUACACAUCAAGAACCCAAUUCCCUUGGGAAGAGGCUUGGGAAGCAGCGGUGCCGCAGUGGUUGCCGGUGUGAGUCUCGGAAAUGAGGUCGGAAACCUGGGACUGUCCAAGGCCAGAAUGCUCGACUACUGUCUCAUGAUCGAAAGACACCCGGACAACGUCGCUGCCGCUCUGUACGGUGGUUUCGUCGGUACAUACCUGAACGAACUCGACCCCGCCGACAUGGCCCGUAAGGAGAUUCCGCUGGCCGAGGUCCUGCCUGAGCCUGCUGGUGGUAUCGACACCGGCCUCCAGCCCCCGGAGCCGCCGCACAACAUUGGUCACUACAAGAAAUUCAAGUGGGCUAAGGAAAUCAAGUGCAUUGCUAUUAUUCCCCAAUUCGAGGUCUCUACGGCCAAGGCGAGAGGUGUUCUGCCGGCCCAGUACAGCCGCGCCGACCUGGUCUUCAACCUGCAGAGAAUAGCUCUCCUGACCACCGCCCUUGGUGAAUCUCCCCCAGACCCUGACAUGAUCUACGAGGGUAUGCAGGACAAGAUCCACCAGCCUUACCGCAAGACUCUUAUCCCCGGUCUUACUGAAAUCCUUCAAUCUGUCACCCCCAAGUCGCAUCCUGGUCUGCUUGGUAUCUGCUUGUCUGGUGCUGGCCCUACCAUCCUUGCACUAGCCACCCACAACUUUGACGACAUUGCCAACCACCUCAUCAAUGAAUUCAAGAAGGAGAACAUCACUUGCAUCUGGAAACUCCUCGAGCCCGCUGAGGAUGGUACCACUGUCACCCGGGAGACGCCUGCCCAGCAAGAGGCCAUGACCUAUGCUUCUGCUGGUGUGAGCAUUGAUGCCGGCAACGAGCUUGUCCAGCGUAUCAAGGCCUCAGUCAAGUCGACACGUAGAGCUGGUGCUGACGCCGAGAUUGGUGGAUUCGGCGGCACCUUCGACCUUGCUGCUGCCGGCUACAAGGAGGCACCCAUCCUUGUCGGUGCCAUUGACGGCAUUGGCACCAAGGUCAAGAUUGCAUUCGACAUGGGCAAGCAUGACACCGUUGGUAUCGAUCUUGUUGCCAUGAACGUCAACGACCUUGUGGUCCAGGGUGCUGAGCCGCUCAUGUUCCUCGACUACUACGCGUGUAGCAAACUGGACGUUGACGCCGCUGCCGCCUUCGUCCAUGGUGUUGCUGAAGGUUGCAAGCAGUCCAACUGCACUCUUGUCGGCGGUGAGACCGCCGAGAUGCCCGGUCUGUACUCUGCUGGCGAGUAUGACGCUGGUGGUGCCGCCAUUGGUGCCCUUGCUCGCAACCAGCCCAUCCUCCCUGACACGGCCUCCAUGGUCGAGGGCGACGUCCUUAUCGGCCUCGCCUCUAGCGGCCCGCACUCUAACGGCUUCUCCCUCAUCCGCAAGAUCGUCGAGCGUGCUGGCCUCUCUUUCCACUCUCCCGCGCCCUGGAGCCAAUCCGGCGAGUCUGUCGGCGUUGCUCUCCUCACGCCCACUCGCAUCUACGUCCGCCCGCUUCUUGCCGCGGCACAACAGCGCCUCCUCAAGGGUAUGGCACACAUCACUGGUGGUGGUCUGCUCGAGAACAUCCCGCGCAUGCUGCCUAACCACCUCCAGGCCGUCGUUGACGCCGCCACCUACCCCGUGCCGCCCGUCUUCCGCUGGCUCAAGCAGGCUGGUGGUGUCGAGGACAGGGAGUUCUCGCGCGCGUUCAACACCGGUCUCGGCAUGGUGUGCGUCGUUGACAAGAGCAAGGUGGCCGAGGCGACCAAGGCGUUGGAGGCGGCUGGUGAGAAGGUCUACGUGGUUGGUGAGCUGGUGAAGAGGACUGAGGGCCAGGAGGGCUGCGAGGUCAAGAACAUGCAGGCCUGGAACUAA
Messenger RNA from Lasiodiplodia theobromae, 2130 nucleotides. RefSeq names its product Homoserine kinase protein. Gene Ontology annotation, molecular function: ATP binding; phosphoribosylamine-glycine ligase activity; homoserine kinase activity. The record is from RefSeq and is a predicted model, not a curated record. Bases 1 to 2130 code for a protein of 709 amino acids. Gene Ontology annotation, biological process: adenine biosynthetic process; 'de novo' IMP biosynthetic process; L-threonine metabolic process. Gene Ontology annotation, cellular component: cytosol. Lineage: Eukaryota; Fungi; Ascomycota; Dothideomycetes; Botryosphaeriales; Botryosphaeriaceae. The transcript is spliced from 2 exons.